This is a messenger RNA of Entrophospora sp. SA101, 363 nucleotides long. The record is from the annotation of a GenBank genome assembly. Lineage: Eukaryota; Fungi; Glomeromycota; Glomeromycetes; Entrophosporales; Entrophosporaceae.
AUGACUACAAAAAGAAGAAAUCAUGGACGUAAUAAACAUGGACGUGGUCAUGUUAAACCAGUAAGGUGCUCUAAUUGUGCCAGAUGUGUACCCAAGGAUAAAUCUAUCAAAAGGUUUUCUAUUCGAAACAUGGUAGAAAGUGCUGCAAUUCGUGAUAUUACAGAAGCUUCAGUUUACAAUGAAUAUGCACUUCCAAAAUUAUACAUAAAAGUACAUUAUUGUGUUUCUUGUGCCAUCCAUUCUCACAUAGUUAGAGUUAGAUCUCGUCAAGGUCGUCGUGAUCGUGCUCCUCCACCAAGAAUUCGUUAUAACAAGGACGGGAAAAAGAUUAAUCCUACUGUUCAACAAAAAAAUGCUGCUUAA